AUGCAGAAAGACAGAUCAAUAUCGGACCGCAUCAUAAAACACCUAGCGGCUCAUCUGGAAUUCCUUGCCGUCAAAGCUCUACCAUGGCAAGACGAAGUCGAAGAGCAUUCAGAAGGCCGCUCUCAAACAAGCAAAGCCAACGACUCCACUAUACAAAGUGAGAACGACUCUCGAGUCCUAUCGUCAGAUGAUGCAACAGGUCUACAACUCUCCGAGGUCCCUUAUGGCAAUAGCUCACGCGAAAUAUCCACUAGAAGUGGAGACACAACGACACUUUCCGAAUCUUCCUAUGAGGAAGACUGGGGAUUCAUCGAAAAGAAACCUUACUUUGGACAUGAUCGAGAUGAGACCCUGCAACCUCUUCUACAGCGUCUCUUUCUUGAACAUUCUACAACCGACCCAUUUUCUGGACCAUUACUUCCCGCUUAUCAGGUACCUGUGACUCCUUAUACAAAUUUCUACGGCCGAAAUUAUGCGCUGAAUGAUAUGGAUAAGGCCUUAUGUAUGGCUAUCGAUGACGAAUCGACGGACAAUAAGCCCAUAAGCUGGCCAAGAUGCUAUACCUUGUAUGGUCCUGGAGGUAUAGGGAAAACACAGAUCGCAGCAAGUUUUGCGUCCAAGCAUAGAAGUAAAUUCGAUGCUGUUCUAUGGGUUCAAGCAGACGACGUUGGGAAGAUUGCGCAAGACUACAGGGAUUUGGCUAUCGGCUUAGGCUUAGUAGAAGCUAAUUCUCGAAAUGCGAUGGACCUGGAUUAUACGAAGGACGUAUUGAAGCGAUGGCUCAUUAAUCCCCAGAAAAACAGUUCUUGCGAAGGCGAGAAGAGUGUGGAGCUGGCUUCUUGGCUGCUGGUGUUCGAUGGUGUGGAGAAUGGCGAUGUUUUGAAUGGAUUCUGGCCAUACAAUGGGCCAGGUUCUGUGCUCAUCACUAGCCGCAACCCGUACUCAUGGUCAGCAUCGCUAGAGCUGCAGCCCUUCAGCCUAUCUGAAGCCACGAACUAUUUGUUCCGCGUGACCGGGCAGGAACCAACUCCCGGUCCCGAAAUGGCAGCUGCAACUACAAUCGCCAAUCGUUUAGGCGGUCUACCGCUAGCCCUGAGCCAAAUGGGUUCCAUAGUCGCCUCUAAGGACAUCUCAUUCACGAAUUUCCUCUACUCUUUCGAGGAGAGUGAGGGCUCACAGGCCUUCUUCGACUGGCAAAGUCCGGACAAGUUGCGCUCUUCCAGUAACUAUCAAUUUAACGUCGCGUCAGUGUGGGGUUUCGACCGGCUUGGGAUAGGUUCAACACUUAUCAACAUCGUUUCUAUGCUUGAUCCUGAUUCAAUACCAGAAUCAAUCUUCAAUUCGCCAGUAGACGAAGACGACUCUGCGUUGGUGAAGUUUGUUAAAACCAACUACGUUGCCGCGCGCACGGAGUUGCUCGCGCGAUCUUUAAUUACUGGCAACAAGGGCAAGCGAACGUUGUCAGUACAUAGGCUUGUGCAAGAUGUAGCAAGAACCAGAUUACGCCAGUCUGAGAUGAGGAGUCACUUCCUAGCUUGUGUGGAGUUGAUCAACGACAGAUGGACUUUUCAAGAGCUCACCUGGAGACAUGGUAAUGCCCGAUGGGAAACUUGUGAGGAGCUGUUGCCCCACGUCCAGCGCCUCAAAACCAUUUAUCCAUCAAUCAAAUCAUAUCCAGACUCAUUUGACGACUACGAGUUCGCCAGGCUACUCAUAGAUAGUGGCUGGUACCAGCACGAACGUGGCCAAUCUCUCGAUGCGAUCUACCCCAACAACAUGGCUCAGUCAAUAUGCGAAACCCUUAAACUUCGCUUAAUGGAGCAUCCUGAACUUGCACAGAACAAUUCUGUGACACUCUCAAAGCUAGAUUAUUCGCUUCUCGAGAUAGCACACAACAGAGGAUGUAUAGCUCUCGAGAUCAACGAGCCAAGUGAUGCGAUGCAGUAUCUCACGAUGUUCAAUGAAGAGAUAGUCAAGGAGAGCUUGAAGAACAAUACUGAGGAUAUGCGUCUCGCUAUCUCUUGGAAUGAGCUGGGAAAUGCGCACAUGCUCAAUCGUAAUUGGAAGAAGGGAGAAGAAUACUUCCUUAAGUGCAUUGAGGAGAUGCGCAAAUACCGCUAUUUUAGGGAGACCAUGACCUCGCUACCUCUGGCUAACCUGGGUCUGGCGUACUGGCUACAAGGAAACAAUAAGCUAGCUUCGAGCACACUCAAAAAGGGACUUCAAGAUCGCGAAGAUGAGUUUGGCAGAGAAGACCGAGUGUCCUUCAUCACAGGCCGCUUCUUUCACGCCUUGGGAAACGUCGAAUGCAGUCUAGACUACCAUCGCCGCGCACUCAUGCAUUACAGGUUGACCCUUGGAAACCGUCAUCAUCGUACUGCGGAUGUCUUCGUGAAAGUUGCAGAGCACCACAUUAAAUUUGGAAAUUACGACAUGGCACUCGCUCUCCUCAAUCAUGCUCUUGGCGCAUUUUCCAUCUCCCACGCCUACAUCCCAGAGAAAGUGCGAGCGUGCUGGAUGCGAUCCAAAGCGUUGAGUGCGCUUGCGAAGACACAGGAAGCAGAAAGCGAACUAGCAAAUUGCUAUCAGGUCUACGUCAGAUUACGAAGUAAGCGUGAAGGUGAUGGACCGAAGAUCAAAGACGGCCCGAGCGAGCUUGAGGAUGAGGACAUCGAUGAUCUAAUAGUGUUCUGGUCCAAGUGA
This is a messenger RNA of Alternaria arborescens, 2703 nucleotides long. RefSeq lists its product as hypothetical. The coding region runs from base 1 to 2703 and encodes 900 amino acids. Gene Ontology annotation, molecular function: protein binding; ADP binding. Lineage: Eukaryota; Fungi; Ascomycota; Dothideomycetes; Pleosporales; Pleosporaceae. The record is from RefSeq and is a predicted model, not a curated record. The transcript is spliced from 2 exons.